Sphaeramia orbicularis (orbiculate cardinalfish) is the source of this 1560-nucleotide messenger RNA. Its product is annotated as complement C1q-like protein 2. Gene Ontology annotation, molecular function: protein binding. The coding region runs from base 24 to 755 and encodes 243 amino acids. The record is from RefSeq and is a predicted model, not a curated record. NCBI's taxonomy places the organism in Eukaryota, Metazoa, Chordata, Actinopteri, Kurtiformes, Apogonidae. The transcript is spliced from 5 exons.
CAACACAGAAUCACACACAGACAAUGGAGAGCAAGAUGCUUUUCACACUGUUCCUGCUGAUCUGCUGGCUUUUCACGGUUCAGCCUGAAACGACACCUGCCAAAAAAAUAAUUCAACAUGAAAAAGAAGAUGAAUAUGACAGAGACAUCCACUCUGUGCUGAGAGAGAUGACCGCCAUGCUCGCUAAACAGAGCAUUCAAAUAAUGUACUUACAGAAAGAAAAUGAAGCUCAGGCAGCCAAACUGAGAGACGUGGACAACCUGAAAGAAGCGAUUCAAGCUCAAACAGCAAAGCUGAAAACAACAGAGGAGAAGUUGGCUGAGUUGGACACACUGAAAUCCCAGCUGCAAGGAAAACGAGUGGCUUUUGGAGCAUCUAUCGGAAAUACUGGAAACAUUGGACCUUUCAACAUUGAGAUCACCCUGACCUACAAGAACGUCCGUGUAAACACCGGCCAAUACAACCCUGCAACAGGUAUCUUCACAGCUCCAGUCAGAGGAGUUUAUUAUUUCAGCUUCUCUGGUCAUAAUAUAUCAUCUAGAUCAAUGGGGCUUCGACUGAUGAAGAACGGACAGCAGAUGGUCACCGUGUACAACCAUGCAGCUGGAAACCGCUAUGAGACUGCAACCAACGGCAUGGCUUUAGAGCUGAACCCUGGAGACCAGGUUUACAUGAGGCUACGGCAAAACACCUGGGUUUUUGACAACAUUAAUGACCACAGCACCUUCGUUGGUUAUUUAUUGUUCCCUCUGUAAAAGAAAUGAAGUUCAAAUGAACUACUGUUAUAUGUCAUACACUAUUAUUUCCUCCGCCAAAGAAUGGUAUGGAAUGGAAUGUUUUCAUUGGUGUUUGUCUGUCUGUCUGUUUGACUGUUAGAAAGAGAACUCAGAAAGUUAUAGAUGGAUUUGGAUGAAAUUUUCAGAAAAUGUUGAUACUGGCACAAGGAAGAAAUUAUUACAUUUUGGUGGUGAUGGCGGGGGAGGGGGGGGUGAUCUGCCUUGGUGGAGGUCUGCACUCUCCGAGUGCUUUUCUAGUUUUUACUAUUGAUGACUGUGUACUGUAAAAACAUCAUGUCGCGUCACAUAUGUUAAUCAUGUUAAUGUUAGUGUUCCAUGUCUCAUCUUUGGUCUUCAGUGUUUUGUCUUUGUUUGAUCAGUCACUUUAUGUUAAGUUAGAGUCAUUCACAUUUGACCUGUCUUGAACUUCCUGUUUUAUUUUGUAUACUUCUCUUCCCUCUCGUUUCAGACCCUGACUUCCUCCCUUUGUGUGUCAGUGUGAUUGUCAGCCCCACCCCUGAUUGUUGUAACCUGUAUUCCCCCACCUCAUGUAUAAAUAGUCCUGUCUCCCUUUGUUUUGUGCCAGUUCGUCUGAAUCCGUCAUUGUGUUUACAUCAAGCAGCCAACCACGUUGUGUCCCAUGUUUGUCUGUUUUGUGCUUUAAGUUUUUUCUGUAAGAGUUUUUUGUUCAUCAAAGAGAUUUGUUAGUAGUUUUAUAUAUCCUCCUUCUGAGUGCUUUUUGUUAAUCACUUUUUCAUCAUUAAAAUACUUUUGUUAAUCUUCA